Molecule: messenger RNA, 4795 nt
Organism: Dermochelys coriacea (leatherback sea turtle)
Lineage: Eukaryota; Metazoa; Chordata; Testudines; Dermochelyidae
Gene: CENPP
Product: centromere protein P
Exons: 10
Coding region: 409-1314 (301 amino acids)
Biological process (GO): CENP-A containing chromatin assembly
Cellular component (GO): chromosome, centromeric region; nucleus
Source: RefSeq, a predicted model, not a curated record
ACAGCCGCCAGCGGCUCACUGUUCCUAACCGGCCGGGUAUAGUUGGGACACAUCUCUGGCUCGCGCAAGUCGGGCUUGGGCUCAGCCACAGGGACCAGAACGCGGGGGUAUCACUCGGGGCAGCGCCCGGAAAACCAACCAACCAACCAACCAACCAACCAACGAAGGCCGGGGCUCGUUGCCCGGAGGCUCGGCGUUAGAGUGGGGCGUGUGAUUGGCGCCCUGGCCGGCUGUGUGCGUGUGGCCUGGGAAAGAUGACCUGGGCUGCUCCGGCGGCCCGGUGGUAUCGCCCGCAGAGCAGCCGGCGUUCGUUUGGGCGGGCGGUUUGAAGCGCCGGCGCCAGAGCGCGCGUUCCACGCCUUACCGCGGCCUGAAGGCACAGGGCAGCAGUAACAUUGAAUCUGAGAAAUGGAGAGUGACAUUUAUCAAGUUUAUGAAGAUGAAAUUCAUUCUUUGGAAGAAGAAAUUGAAAUGUUAACUCAGAAGUUUGAAAACAAACAAGAAUCUACAUUUUAUUCUGAUGAAGAGAUACAAAUAUCAAUAAAAUCACUCCAAGGAGAAUCUGAACGACAUGAAUCUCCACCAGAUCUGAAAGCUGAACUAGAUUGGUUAGAAUCUGACCUCUCUUUUUUAAUGAAAUUUACUGGCAUUUGGUUCACAAAUUACUCCAAGGAAACAGUGGAAAAAACUGGAAACAAAACUAUACAGAAGCACAGAUUAUCAGGAAAUUGCUAUUCACUGCCUUUUCAGAUGGAAUUUCAACUUCUAGAAAUACAGAGUAAUGACAGCAUAUCUGCUGUUGUUACUGACCUCAGCAUUAUAAUGGAAUGUGGUGAAUAUUCGGAUUUAAGCAAGUUUGUGUCCAGUGUCGAAGAACAAGGAAACCUUUUGCUAUUUUUCAGAAGCCUUUCGUCCUUUGCUGAGUGGUGUGAACAUCGCAAAUGUGCCUUCAAACAUUUCAAGGAUUGCCAGCAAACCAAAAAAAUUAUUUGCAGAGAUCUGUAUGGGCUUGUCUACGUGGUCAAAUAUCCUGAUAUUGUAAGACUUCCUGAAGGACCGUCUGGAGAUUACCUGGUUAUAAGGAGCCCUGAACUUUCUGGGUUUGAGUUAAUGAUUGUUUGGAAAAUAUAUGUGGAUGAAGAAGGGAGAGUUGUACCUGUCCUGGAUCUUCUGCCUAGAAUACCAGCGCAAGCCAUGCAGGAUAAGAAAGCAGCUGUGAAAAACGGACCCCAGUGCUUCAGAAACAUGCUCCUUUUGCUGGGGAUUGAGGCCUCCAUUGAAAGUCUGAUCAAAUCAGUUGGCAUAGAGAAAUGAAUACUACUUACAAAACUUAUAACUGGUAGAAAUUUGGAAAUUCUUUUAAUUAUGAUAUUGAGUUAUGCAGUCUAUAAUUUUAUUGAAUAUAAACAUUAAGUUAUUUGCCAUUUAAAAACCAUACCCAUAAACAUGCUAUCUGUACAAUUAUGGCACGUUAUAUAUAAAUUGUCAUGACAUGAAAAAUAAAUACAGCAAUUUAAAUACAAAAAUGCCAAAUAAAAUUAUUAGAGUGAAUUUCAUUAUAAAUUUAACUUUCUGAAUUAAUGUACCAGAGUGGUUCUUCUGUCCUUAACAUUUUCUAGACCAGGUUACAGGAACAUAUGCUGUGAAAUUCAAGUCAAUAAAGUGGAAGUUUCAUUUCACAGCUCUAUACAAAAAGUACAGUGAUUUUAAAAUAGAGAGAACAGUGACACUGAAAGAAUAAAGUUGUAUUUAAAUAUUCCUGCUACUCAAUUAAGAUAGAAUUACAGAAAUAAAUGACCAAUACAGCCAAAUUUAAGUUUGUGAAGAAUAGUCAGGUGGUUAGAAAUCAAUUUUGUGAAUGCUAGUGAAACAAUACAGCUGCUGCUUCUUGUAUAAUGUGGAUGUAGAAUAGACACUACUACUUUCACCAAGUGUUGCACAUUACUGUUUAACAUGGUUUGGUUUCAAAGCACUGAAAGCUUGCAUCAUCCUUGAAAUAGGUUACUGCUGGCAGACAAUAGUUGAGGAAUAUUGUCAACUUUACACAAUGCAUUCCAUGAACAAAUAUGAAGCAGUUUCAAGACAUUUCUUGCAACCUCAGUAUUAGCUCACUUGUAAAUGUCUAGCAUUUUUCAAAGGGGGAAAACAUAAUACAUUUUUAGGGGAAGGAAAACUGUCAAUUUUGCACUGGCUUUUAAAAGUUUUCCAUAUACUUAAGUGACCACCUCAUUUUACUUUUGGAGGCCUUUAAACAUUGGGAAAGUGAUGGCAGGCAAGCUCAAAAUUAAUCACUAAUACUUUAAAAAUGGUGUAUUUUUCUGGAUUCAGGGGGCCAAAAAGGCUAUAAUUUAUGUAAAUGUAGAACUCUGGGUAAGUAGUUUCAAUGAAGAGUUCUUUUGCAAACUCAAGUGCAUGAUUCUGCAAGUAUUCAUACACAACUAUGAGCUGGUGUACAUUUUGAUGGAGCAAGCAGUGUACACACAUUUACAUUCACACAUGGGUAAGGCUGGUAGAUCUUGGAUUAGACAUGCCUGGUUUAAAACAGUAAGCUUGUCAGUCAUUACCAGAAAAUAUCAAUCAUUAUUUUGUCACUCACAGUAUCCCCUUCUGUUCUGGCAAGGAAUAACUGAACCGAAGCAUCAAUGUGGGUGGCUUGAUUCAGUCUUCCUACCCCCACAGAACAAGCAUGCAGUUGAGCAACAGUAGGAGCUGUAGCUGACAGACUACAAUUUAUUUCAAAUUUCUUCUUUUUCAGACAUAGAAAAGGUUGUUUUGGGGUUCUGCUGCUGAGCAGGUAGAACUAACUAAUACCACUAUAUCCAUUUCACUAUUUUAGUGCAAUCUUGAUUCUUUAUGCCAGCAAGAUUCCUCUUUAAAAUACAUAUGGCAGCAAACUACAGUUAGAUGCUUCCUGCAUGUAAAUGGAAACUGAACUAUGGUGCACAUACACCAAGAGUAGAAAAUUACAGUAUAAACCUGACCACAGUAUGUUUUUUUUCCUGUAGAUAACUUCAUCAUUUUGACUAAAAAUGACCAGCCCCUUUGUGACUUUUCUUUUAAUCCCCUCCUCAGAGAGUGGUAUUAUUACAACAAUGCAGCUAGCCCCACAGCAGACUGCAAUAAAUCAACAACUAGGUCAGACUGCUGUGGAUAUAACAAAUCUAAUCUAAAGAGCAAACAACUGCACCCUAGAAAGGCACAUUGCUAACUGGUGGUAGGUUUAGCAGAUCAAGGUAACAUGGUUCACUUCUAAGUGUUAAGCAAUACUGCUGUAUAAAUAAGUUUUCAUUAGGAAUAUCACCACUCUGGGCCCAACUGUUAAACGGUCCAUGGUUUCACAGAAUUGUACAUUGGGUCCUGCCAAUGAACAUGGUGCCAUUUUUUAUGAAAGACAAUACUCUGAAGAAGUUCAAAUAAAAUACAAUGAAACAAGGGUAUUAGAUUCAAGCUCCCAAUAUUAAUCUACUAUACUACUUAAUAAGGAGAGGCAAGUCCUUGUUAAGACAACCUCCAUAUUUUGAAACUUAUUACCAGUAUAUACCUACUGUAUACAGAUAGCAGCAUUUCAAGAUGGGCUUGAAUAACAUCUCCUUGUACAUUUUUAGGGUAUGAGAACCCCAAAAAAAUGUAAAGAAAGCUUUUCGACAGUUGACCUAGUUGAAGCAGUUUCACUUUUAAACUUCACAAGAAUCAGAGAAUAGCACCUCAUCUCCAGCUUGGCAGAAUGUGUUAACUUGUUACCACACAAACUAAAGCCACUGCUAAAAGUUGGUACAAAGUUAACCGACACCCACCAUCAUGGAAAAGUCACAACCUACAGUCACAAACUUCACAAGAUAAAGCAGAUACCAUACGUCAACCCUUUCCUCAAGAAAAAUGUCAUUGCAGUCACAGCCUGAUUCAAGAGCAGCCUUUGCUAGCUGCUAUUUAAUGCACAAAAAAUUUGAGAAGCAUGUGAUUUCAGUCCAAAAUCAUAUGGACAAAAAUUAAGUAUACAAUUCCUAAAGCUCAAUUUGAUUAGGAAAGAGCUAGUUCCUGAUUCACUAAUUUAGCAGGACUAGAUCUGUGUGGACCAUAGGAUCAAAGCCUGAUACGUUCAACCAGCAAAUAAUUAAAAAUCAAGGCUGCUUACCUAGUAAAAUUCCUAACCAUUACCCCUCAUUUUGUGAAUUUCUACUUACAUUUAUAAAAUUGUUACAGAAAGCUUUUUCAGACUGAUCGUAACACUUCUGGAAACAAGUCUGGAGUUCUCAAUUUCACUCUCUGCUUAAAAUAGAUUUGCAUUAACAUGCAAGCUCUACCUAGCCAGCACCAAAGAGCAAUUAUACAAUACAGUAGUGUGUUUUGUUUUUUAACAUUAAAUUACAUGGGCAGCAAUUUAUUUUGAAUUAAGUUUAGUGCAUUUUUAAUGUGCUCAGUGCGGCUUAAUUUUAAAUUUGGUUUUAAAUCAAUGCAGCAGGUGCAGGGGUUGGUUUGCUUUUAUUUUAAAAUAUUGAGUGUUAAAAUGCACAAGGUACAAGGCCAUUCUGUAAUUCUCAUGUUAAUGAUCAGGCUUUCUGCAUUAGUGCAAUGAAUCUGAAAAUUCAUUAUUCUUAAGAAUAAAUGAGAAUUAAUCGAGAACGUUUCAUUCGGUGCUUCACAUAGUAGUCAUUCAAUUUUAAGAACAUGGACUUGAUCUGUCAUGUCAUUGCAGGGCAUGGCACACAUCUGUUCUGUAAUAUUGAAUACAUUCCUUCAGAUUAAAUUUAUAUAUUGGAAGGUGGGUUUUUUUAGUACUAUGCCAUGUCUUUGAAAG